This is a messenger RNA of Lutra lutra (Eurasian river otter), 415 nucleotides long. Its product is annotated as tubulin beta chain-like. The record is from RefSeq and is a predicted model, not a curated record. NCBI's taxonomy places the organism in Eukaryota, Metazoa, Chordata, Mammalia, Carnivora, Mustelidae. Gene Ontology annotation, cellular component: cytoplasm; microtubule. Gene Ontology annotation, molecular function: structural constituent of cytoskeleton; GTP binding. The transcript has a single exon. Gene Ontology annotation, biological process: microtubule cytoskeleton organization; mitotic cell cycle. The coding region runs from base 1 to 258 and encodes 85 amino acids.
AUGUCGGCCACCUUCAUCGGCAACAGCACGGCCAUCCAGGAGCUGUUCAAACGCAUCUCGGAGCAGUUCACGUUCACCGCCAUGUUCCGGCGCAAGGCCUUCCUGCACUGCUACACGGGCGAAGGCAUGGACGAGAUGGAGUUCACCGAGGCCGAGAGCAACAUGAACGACCUGGUGUCCGAGUACCAGCAGUACCAGGAUGCCAUGGCCGAGGAGGAGGGCGAGUUCGAGGAGGAGGCCGAGGAGGAGGUGGCCUAGAGCUGUUACCUGGUAAAGCGCGUGGAAGCGGUGUGAACGCUUUAUUCACUCACAACCUGUUCUCUGUGUGCACUUGCUCUCCUUCCUGUCUUGACGUCACAUUGCUGUCCAGACACCACCAUUAAAGCAUUUUCAUAGUGAAAAAAAAAAAAAAAAA